Messenger RNA from Ooceraea biroi (clonal raider ant), 8147 nucleotides. It is a transcript of the gene drm, whose product is annotated as odd-skipped family member drumstick. Gene Ontology annotation, cellular component: nucleus. The record is from RefSeq and is a predicted model, not a curated record. Gene Ontology annotation, biological process: regulation of transcription by RNA polymerase II; embryo development. Gene Ontology annotation, molecular function: DNA-binding transcription factor activity, RNA polymerase II-specific; RNA polymerase II transcription regulatory region sequence-specific DNA binding. Lineage: Eukaryota; Metazoa; Arthropoda; Insecta; Hymenoptera; Formicidae.
UUCCCACGUGCCCUGGGAACCCCCGCGGCAUCGUGUCAGCCCCCGCUCUUCACUUUUGCACGCUCCUUCCACCUCCACCUUCUCCCACACUAUCUGCUUCUCAUCGUCAGCGGCGAACGUCUCUCCUUCUGUCUGCCUGUCUGUCUCGCUUUCUUUUUCUCCUUUCUCUUUCUCUUUCUUCCCGCUUCUAUUUCUCCCGGUACCUUUCUCCCCGUUCUUCUUUUCUUGCUUACCCCGAUAGGUAAGCCGAGAGGAGUUUGAUUUGUCGUUUCGUUUUUGCGCAUGGGUGUCGGAGAUACGUCUACGCGGACACACGAUCAACAUCAUUCCGUACUGCGGUAACGCGUUCGUAUAGAGAGUAUAAGUAGAUCGAUUGUGGAACCCGCGGAGAAGAGAUUCGGUGGCUCUAGCUUUUGGAUACGAGCGCUACCUUUGUAGCCUUUACGGUCCGAGUUGGCUACCGCCCGCUGCGGGGGGUAUCCUUUUGGAAAUUUGGGCGCAGGCGGAAGGAAACGAGGCCUCAGUCAUGUCAGAGCGGUAUUCGAAUACUUUGAGAGAGAGAAGGUAGGGGAGAGACAUCGCGCGCGAGAUUAUACCAGAAGGGGUCUUGGCGUGGGCGAAGAGGGAUGCUCUCGUCUCACGGUUACGAGGGCGGGCCCAGACACGGCGGGUCCGCCGUGGUAGGGAUCGGGACUCGUGGAGCGUUGAAGAGAGGGAGCAACUUUGCGGGGACAGUUGGAGGGAGAGGAGGGCGGACGGGCACCGAGCGGGAGCUCAGGAAGCCGCGUCGACGAAGGAUUUGUGAAUAACAGCGCUGCUAUUCGGCGACCGUGUCAGACAAGGACGCACGUAGACCCGGGACAAGGCGCGCUACCACUUCUUCCCUUCUUCGUCGGGCCUCCUCUUCAUCAUCGUCCUCACCUCUUCUUCUACCAAUGCCCGCUCCGUCCACCCUCUUCCCUCAUUUUCCUUCUUCUGCUCCCGUUCCUCCUCUGCAUCCCUCUCUCCACCACCACCUCCUCCACCUCCUCCUCUUCCUCCUCCCUCGCCGCCCCGCCGCCGCCUCUUUUCUACCUCUACCAUCGCAACGAGGUCGAGGAAGGAACAUCCUGGACGUAUACGUUUCCCGUGGAAUCGAGGGAGGCUGCCUUCACACGAACGACAACUGGUGGGUAUCGGUGAGUUGGUUCGGUAGGGAGGUGUCUCCCCCGAUUCUCCAACCAGAAGAAGCGAGACGACGACGACGACGACGAGGACGAGGACGACGACGACCACAACGACGACGACGGUGACGACGAUCAAGAGACCUUUGGCGGUUACACACUGCGUCCUACCGUCUUCUGGUGUGCCUACCUAUUCGGACUACCAGUGAACCGAGCGACCAAACGGAGCUUCAGUCGACGCCGCGCACCCAAACGGUCCAGACCUGUCAGCCCGGAAGACACGCGCAGCAUCUCUACGCUUUCACGAGCAACGUGUACGCGCACAGCACUGCAUCUCGUAAUUCAGCCGAAACGUAUUUCGCGAGUUUCGUUCAACGUUCGAUCAAAGUUUUUACUUUUGUCCAACUUGGGAGACCUUCCCUUACGGAAGAAUAUUGGACUCCAAGACGAAUCUUUAUCUGCACUUUUCUCAUCUCCACUGAAUCGGCGGUGAUACGAGGCGAUCCUCUACGAGGCGACGUGGUACAAGCAGUGAUCUCACUCCCAGGAGUCAGCUCGAGACUAGCUUUGCGCGGGAGGAGAAGAGCGAGUCGAGAAACGACAGAUUCAAGAGAGACAGAUAAGGAGAGAGGACGUACGAAGCGUCCGCAAGCGAAACGAAGAGAGAGAGAGAGAGAAAGAGAGACAGACAGAGUGACGGAGCAUACUGAGAAAGGAGACAGAGAGAGAUAGAACGAGUGGUGGGAGUGACUGCGGGCGUUAGCGAGAGAGAGCGAGAGAGGCGGGAGGUAGAGGGAAAGGAGAGACAGAGACUCGACCAAGAGAAGGAGCGGUGGGAAUUUAUAAGGAUGUUCGCGAUAAUGCCGAUGGAGACAGAGGGGCACGGCAGGGAGUUCGGCCGGCGGCAGAAGAUGCGCGCCAAGUGCACGGUAGAGUUCGUCUGCAAGUACUGCCAGCGGCGUUUCACGAAGCCCUACAACCUCAUGAUCCACGAGCGCAGCCAUAAGGACGACGUGACCUUCACCUGCGAGGUCUGCGGAAAGUCCUUCAAGCGGCAGGACAACCUCAAGCAACACAGGAGCAUACACUCUGUUCCCUACAAGGGCUCCAACGGCUACUCAAAUGGCUAUUCAAAUGGCUACUCUAGGUAUUAGAAGCCAUCCGGCCAACUACUAUCCUAACUCCCGUAGACACGCGUUUCUCUUUCUCUGUCGAAUGUUCUAACUACCAACCAGAUUCUUUCCCGACGUCCCUCCUCUGUUAGAACGAUCCGACGAUGGGUUGAAUCUCGCAAGAGACAAACGUCACGUUUGUCGUCAAUCGCAAAGGGAACCGCGCGAAACCUCCAUUGAUUUUUGUCACCACCUUGCCUAAUCACCUUGCCUAUCACCUACCCUCGCGCUUAGUUUGUCCUGCUUUUUGGAUUUGUUUUGCUUCUGUAUUCAUCCUCCUCUAUUCCGAGCCUACACCCAGACGUCAGCCACAUCAGAGGAACCUUCGAUUCAACACGAAGCACUAUUGCAGAGCCGAGUACAAUCUGGAAUACUGGAAGCGAUUUGGGAAUACAACGAUAUAGCGAUGAUCGUAAUAAUCUCAAGUCAAGUUUUUCGUAAACUUUGUCAAAUCACUCGACGUGAUAAAUCACCGACUUAAGUGAAUAGUUUUGUGAAAAAUGCCCAAAAAGCGAUUAAAUGCCUUUUAAAUUUCUCGUCAAGAUACGAUCAGAUGUAUAGUACAGUUAGGUAUCGUCUGCACAAUUCGAAAAUGCCCAAUUAGGAUGCGGAACAAUGUCAGUUUAUAUUUUGUCUGGAAUCUGUCAACGUAUUCGAUCUUGAGUAUUCCAGUUGGAGAUUCGGUAAGAGCGUUUCACAGCGGACGAUAAAAUUGUGUCAGUGAAAAUUUGCCGAAACCGAUGACAUGUUGGAUCUUUCUAUCGUGAGCGUGAGCCUUCCAGAACCAACGAACUUGAAGAAAGAUUCAAGAGAGACAAGAAGAGGAUGAUUCGUCUGGAAAUCGAUCGAACGAAGAGAACCGAAACAUCGCAAGAUCCAUUUUCUCCCGCGCAUUUUUUCAUAGCGGAAGCUAUCACGUUAUUCCUCGCAAGCUCCUCGGGCUAACAUCCUAAAUUGGACUACGUAAUAGCCUACUAGCUCCACCGAGAAUGCCGGUCCGAAGAUGCUGUUCGCUUCUUCGCGUGCUACUGUGAACCACGCCCAGGCCCGGAGCGACGUCUUCCUGACCUACCAUCUGGCAAUCAGCCGCGGAGUUAUUCGACUUCCUCUUUAGAAAAUCCAUAUAAUUUCGCGACGAUACCAGUGCGAGUCACACGGCGGAGAUCUCGCAAGCGAGCGGGAUUGUCGCGAAGACAUGACCAGGCAACCUUGGAGCCACGUGGUAGACAAGGUAGGCCCGCGCUGGUACCACUGACGCAAAUACCAGUCAACUGAGAUCGAUUUCCAGUGGGUGAACCUUUGGCGAGAUGUCUCUUCGAUUCCGGUCGAGAGACGCGACGUCUCUCCACUCAAGUGGAAUAAAGAUCGCCUGUUCAGCAUCGAUCGUAUCUUUCGUCAUUAUCGUUCUUUCUUUGUACCAUUCGGUCUUUUAUUUAUGUUGCGUGAACCGCGCAAAUACAGUUAUAAAGUACUCGAAAUCUAAACGGGAAAAAAAUCGCACACGAUGAAAUAAUCGCCGUUACUCGUUACGGUGUAGGUAGGUGACGCCGUGGAUUCCCUCUUGCUUUCCGAACGAGACAUGCGAGAGCAAUUUAAACCUGCGAGUACCAAGCGCACGCGAAAGCGCGUGCGGCGAGCGGAAAUGUAAUCGUUGUUUUCGUUGAGUUUAUACAUAUGACAGAAAUAUUCAUUAUUUUCAGAAAAGACGGUAGGAAUGGACAAGAUGUUUAAUAAGUCAUAACAAAUUCUUAACGUAUCUUUUCUUCUUUUAUUGCUGGAAAUCGUUCUGUUUUUUCAGAACAAUAUCGUAAUGUAUCUUUGUACAAUAUACCACGUUGUAUUCCUACCUUCUGUUCUUAAUGUCUUUCCUGCAACGUAAUAUUUGAUGCUACACAUCUCUACUAUGCAAAGAGAUACAAUCAGUCUUGUUCUAAUCAGGGUAAUGAACCGUUGCUCUUUUCAUUCUGAUCGUUCUUUCACUCGGGUAUUACUCGAGUUCGUCGUGAUACAUUGUAAAGAAUAUGUGUGUAUUACUUUGUAUUAAAUUUAAUAUAUUUUAUUACAUAUUUUCCAAACUGUACAUUAAAAGAAGGGAAAACGUUUGGACUUGUACGUUAAUGAAGUUUAAGAAAUUUGCGUAUGGCUGUUUCUAAUAUAUAUAUAUACAUAUAUACAUAUUCUCGUAAUUUUCUUCGAUACUUGAAUGUUCUUUACUUUAACUUACAAGAGCAAAAUGUUUGCAACUAAUGUGAGUACGAGACAAUGUGAGUUUUUGCUAUGGCAUCUCGAGGAUAUCGAGAACUGCUAUUUAGCUGAUUCGCGCAAGUUGAUGCAACGGAUUUUACGUAAAAAGGUUUAUAGCUUCUCGGGAGCAGACAGAAUUUUAUCUUACUUCCUAACUUUAUUUUGAUUCCCUUUUAGAGAAAAACGAGACCGCGGUCGUACUUUGUACAUAGCUUAGAUGCGUAUCGCUGCGUCUUUAAAAUUAUUAUUAUUAUUAUUAUUAUUAUUAUAUUAAUUAUUAUUUUACAAAUGUUAUCAAAAUAGCGUCUUAGUCAUUCUGUAUUGUAGCCGCCGAUAGUGUAGAGCUGCAUUGCGUCGUACGGUAUAAGAUAGGAGCGAUAAUAAUAUUAUUUUAUAUUAAUAUUAAAAUUAUUAUAUUAUGAUAUAUAUUAUUACCAUGAUGUGUAUCGAUAUCUAUGCAUGUAUCGCUAGCUUUACACAAACGAGACAGCGCACGAUCAGCCCGAUUCACGUUCUUUGUUCCCCAAGAGAAAUGAGACGAUGUGCGCAUUAUGGCUUCACGUGUGCUUUUCGUAAAUUGCAUUGUACCAAUGGAAAAAUUCCACUUUACCGGACUAUAAAUAAAUCCGCCAAGUUUUGAAACGCUAUUGUCGGCUUUGUUUCCAUCAAUCCAAAUCUCCUCUGACACGUUAAGACAAGAUUAUUACGUCGCAUGGUUAGAGAAUCUCCUCCGGCACUUGUUUAAACAAUUUUGUAAUCUCAAGAAUACGUAGUAAAAUCUUACGUAGUAAGAUCUUACUUAGUAAGCUUGAUUCGCUUUAAUUUAAGAAGAUUCCCAAGUCUAUCUCAGAACACAAUAUCAUCACUUCCUCGAGUACGCGCUACGUAUAAUGCGACUAUCGUAAUAUUCUGAACAAUUAUUCGACCAUAACAAUCGCGAUUGAUUUGCAAUUAAUUUGUAUCUUGUUUGAGGUGCAAGACGCAUGAUGACUCAAUAGCAGAAUCGUUGUCGGGAUAGUUCAUUCUUGGAGAUGACUCGGAAACGGUUGUUACGCAAAUCACAACGAAUUAAGCAGCGAGUAAACAAGGCAAAGAGGACAAGAUGGAGAAGAGUAGAUCCUGAUCAAGACGGAUCUUCCGCAGGUAGCGAAAUACUGGACCAUAUGAAAACAUUCAUUCUAUCAUGACACGCAACAAAAUCAACCGAUGAUUAACCGAUGACCCAAUUGUUGUGAGAGAUAGUAGAUGCAUUACAGGAGCGGAUAUGAUGCUUUAAUAAGUUAUUAAACAUUAAAAAAUUUCCAUUACAUUAUUAACGGAAUAUCGUUUUUCGCGGAUAGUAUUGAAGCCGUUUGAAUACACAGUUAGAGAGUCGUCUUGGAGGAUUCUUUUAUUCACGUAUCCCGUAUCGCAUUGUGCAACGAGCUUAAGGAGUUUGAAGCUGUAUUCCACGAGCGAAUAAGAUUGCACGCGGAGUAUCCUGUUCACUUUAUGUUGUGGCUGGAAGCUGCUCUCACCUCCCGGGGCAAAAGUCGUGAGCUGAAUGUCAUGGUGAUUGAAUACGACCCACUGAUGUGGUUCCCGAGAUGUACAGACAGCGCUAUUGGUUUUCCGCAGAGCCUUUUCAAUAUUUCGUAAAGUUUGUUCGUAAUUGUCUUAACUGCAAAUUCGACGAAAAUUCAAUAAUCUGUUCUGAUGAGAUGUUCUGGUCCCAACCGACGUAUGCUGGCGUGCGCCAAUUGUGCAUGUUCUAACUAACGUUGAACGUUUCUUUUACAAAGAAUUUCUUCUGGAUUACAUUAACGUUAACGCAUCACUUUGUUCGUACCUUAAGUAUUUGACAAAAUGCCCACAUAGCUUUAACGCACCGUUUGCGGCAUUUUUUCCAGUGGCAUUUCAUGGAAUUGAUUUGCACCCGCGCCUUUGAUCGUCGUUACUCGUACGUCUGAACCAGACUUACAUACAAGCAGAUACGCAACUAGAUACAAAGUCGCUUCGCGUACGAAUGCGUUUCCACACACUCGGUUAUGGGCGUGUGUUAAGCUAGCGGGCAGAAGCUUCCCAUGGAACUCUCACCUCCGCGGGCGGAAAGUGAACUUCGAAGCGGCCGAAGACAGCAGUCGUGGCAGUCGCGAUCGCCGCUAUCCUCCGUGGCCGCGAUCCUUUUUCGGGUGAAAGGUUGGCGAAAAACGCCAACGCCGACAGCUACUACUACAGUAGCUCCAAUGCUCCACGGAUUCUGCUUCCAUUGCAGAAGAGAUUACAUUUUUUCAAUAUUUUCUUUUAUAAGCGUAAUAAAAGUGAUAAUACUAUGACACGAGGAGCAUGGUCACAGACAACACGCGAAGAAAGAAUAAGAUAGGAACGUGCCAAUUGAAACGUCGAUUACGCUAUUGCUCGAUUACGUAUUAUACGAUAGCGCUGCGUAAUGACAAUGAUAAUUAUACAGGAAAAGCGACAAUAUCAGUCGCACGUAUACAUUUCUCAAGGACUGAACGCGACGAACACGGGUCUAAACUUUUUCCCUUUCGCGACGAGACUAGAAACGUUCGAUGAAACGAGCCUAGUGCACGGUUAAUCGGAUAAAAGUGAUGAGAGAAAGAGAGAGAGACGAGGUCGUCUAGAUGAAUACAGGUGGACGCAUUGGACCGUGAGGAAGAUAUCGCUAGCGUCAAUGGAAAAUGGACAGAUUCGACGGAUUUACGGGGGAAUGAAAAAGGCCGACUCACGGAGGUGAGGUGGAAGAGACAGAAAAAGGCGGAUACGCGCAGGGUUAUCGCGUUGCUAGCAGUAGGAUAGUACGAAGCAUCUAAAGGUUACUACCGCAUCAUCGCCACGUCAAACUACCAGCUAGAUUAGUCCCCCUUGGGCGAGCACGAGGUGUGUUUUGCCCGAGCAGGAGACUCCGUCUCUGUCAGACUCGCUCUCGUAUACGUUUCGCGACGCGCGGUAAGCGUCUAUAUUGCUAGGCGGUAGGUUGGUAGGUAGGUAGGUCGGUUGGUCGCUCGGUAGAUAUAUUAAACGAUCCAGUCCUCCCGUGCCCUGCUCCCUCCUUGCUCGAUCGCACUCGUAUAUACACGCACACAUACUUACACAUUCUGUAGCUCUCGCUCUCGCUCUUUCUCUCUUGUCGCUGUUACUCUUCGCUGGCGCGGCUUCUAAGAUCUGUGGGAGCGCCUUUCACCUAAUUGUUGGCACAAUAUGUGAAGACGAAGCCACCACGGUUCCCAUCGACUUCUGGAGAUGAUACUCCGACUCGUGGCGCCUGGUGAGACACAGUCGCUAUCCAGACUCGAGAGGUCGAUCGGGAUCGCCUGCAACCGGAGGGGAUUAGGCGAUGCUACAAGUAGUAGGUAGGAUGAUAGCGCGUAAGAGGUCAUCUCUCGCGAACGGCAACGUGAAGCUCUUACGGUUUAGCGAUACGUACAGUCUUGCCAAUGAUCUUUGUGUAGUCCGUUUGCUGUGAACGUUUGCAACAUUGCACAAUUUUAGGCAAUUGAUUGCGUACAUGUAUAUACGUUUGUGCGUACUUGUCAUGUAAUGUUGCGAAUCAUCCAAUUAAAACUAC